AUGGAUUCGCCGUCGAGCUCCCGGUCAAGCCCAUCGAAGGCGCUCAAUCCCCUAUCGCCAGAGCGCAUGAAUCAGCAAACGAUACCGAACUCACCCUCAACUGUGUCCGAGACCCUGCGCAUGCAACGUAAGAGUCAACGAGGUCUUUCCGACGUACAAGCUAGAGUCGCAUAUCUUAAUAAUCUGUCUCGCGGCGGUAGUCCGGUUGGCACUUCGGGAUCAACUUCGACAGGAGGAGCAGCGGCACUUCAACGAGCUAUACUUGGACGUGAGGAAGCCGAGUCAGCCUUAGCACGCGUCUCUUCGCAGCUUUCAGAGGCCCAGUCUCGAGAACUCCGCAUCAGCGAAAGACUUGAAUCACUGUUAGAAGAAUUACAGAAUGCCAAAGAACGCCAAGCCCACGAAAGACUGGUGUUUGAGAAAGAAAUUCGGAAGGCUCGCAAAGAAGCCUUUCGCGCUGGCUCCGCACUUGUGAAAACGCAGGAGGAACUAAAGCACAUGAGAGCGGAGGCGAAGGGACUAAGUCAGGAAGUCCAGUCUGAGCGAGAAGCAAAAGAAAAGGCCAAACAGGAAGCUUUUGAACGCGCCUACGCAAUUGCAGGUCUGACAGAGGAGCUCGAGGAGAUCAAGGGCAAAUUACGAGCGGCAGAAGCAAAGAAUCAAGCGAUUACCCUUCAACACGCACGAGCUCGAGAGAUCAGAAAGCAGGAAGUCACCAGAAUGUCCCUGGCAGAGGGAGAUCUCGCCUUGUUGAUGACGCCAAGCCCUCGAAAGCCUAAGCGACCUUCUGAUGCCCUAGGUGAUGACCUUGCACAGGGACCUACACAGGAGUCUGCAAAGCUUAGCCCUCCCGCCCACCAGGAUACACCCCCAAAGAAGCUAGUAAAGCUAUCUGACCCCUUAUCUCCGCGAUAUCCACAUCAGUUUGAAGAGAACCCCCCUCUGACAGUACAGGAGCUUGUUGAUCGAUUGCAAAUGGAGCUUAGGUGGGAAAGAAACGAGAGAAUCAACGCAGAGAAAGACGUCGAAUUUAUGCAGCUUCAAUGCAUGUUCAAGAUGUGCGCCUGUCGCGAGUUAGAGAACCUGGAGAACGAAGCUCAGGCAAGGAAACAAGAAAGGACAGCUCAGAAGCAGGGAGCUGAGGAAACGAUGAAGGAUUGUGGGAUUCCCGAAGAGGAUUCUCAUCAACAAUUGAACGGCGAGCCUACCAGAAUAGAACCUAGAGAUAAGGAGGACCGGCAAGAACAGGUUCGGAUGCAAACGCAAGAACGGGAUUCCCUGGAAGAAACUCAGCAACAGGAUGUGCAGGAAGAACCCCAAGAGAGCGAAUCCCAAGAAGAAGAGAUCACGGAAGAACAAACCCGGGAAGACGAAUUCAUGGACGAAGUACAAGAAGAAGUCGGUGAACCACUCAUCACAUUCUCACCUGUUACGGGUACUUUCCGAACAGUGCCUUCACCAAUUCGAUCGCCGCACAAGCAACUUCAAAACUCCAACCUUCAUGAAUUACGAACUUCACCUAUAAAAAUCCAAACCAUACCGGAAGCCCACUCCUCUUCCGCCAGCCCUGGCCAGAAAGAUUUGACUCCAGAAGCUCACCCUUCUCCAGUGGCCUCUCAAGCGCAGCGGCAGACAGAAUACGAGAAUGUGCAUCAAAAUCACGUCGAUCAUGUGAAUGAAAUCCACAAUGUCAAGCGAAUUCCCCUGCGCAGUGGCGAUGAAGCCUCGAGUUUGUCCGUUAUUGCUCCGGGCACUCCCAUUAGUCGGGAACAAGCAUUGGCCCAGAUCAGAGCUCGACGAGGUCGAACUAGCGAAAUGAAGAGGUCCGUUAGCGCUAGCGACGCUGGCUUCCGCGCGGGCGGGCUGAACGUCACUCCGGCGCGGUUGGCGCGGAGGAUUCCCGGUGUUCAGCACGCUACAGAUCCGCGAGGUGACGGUGUCAAGAAGAGUCGCAGAGACAUGAGUGCUCCAAUGAGGGUGUUACGAUAA
Aspergillus nidulans FGSC A4 is the source of this 1989-nucleotide messenger RNA. RefSeq lists its product as uncharacterized. The record is from RefSeq and is a predicted model, not a curated record. Bases 1 to 1989 code for a protein of 662 amino acids. NCBI's taxonomy places the organism in Eukaryota, Fungi, Ascomycota, Eurotiomycetes, Eurotiales, Aspergillaceae. The transcript is spliced from 2 exons.